Messenger RNA from Passer domesticus (house sparrow), 1189 nucleotides. RefSeq names its product interferon alpha-inducible protein 27-like protein 1. The coding region runs from base 383 to 946 and encodes 187 amino acids. Gene Ontology annotation, cellular component: membrane; mitochondrion. NCBI's taxonomy places the organism in Eukaryota, Metazoa, Chordata, Aves, Passeriformes, Passeridae. Gene Ontology annotation, biological process: apoptotic signaling pathway. The transcript has 6 exons. The record is from RefSeq and is a predicted model, not a curated record.
CGACAGCCCCCCAGGGCUCUGGUUUGGCUGCCGUGCCGUGACUCUUCGGUACACAACAGGCCAAUUGUCUGCCGUGACCCCACGCUCUGGAGCCCCCCUGGUACCGCGGCUGGGACCCCCAGCUCUGUGCCGUGCCCCCCUUGCUGUAUCUGACCGCCCGGAGGAAGACUCGCGCUCAGCCCUCCGCCUCCAGCCCGGGCGUGCCUGGGACGGGGCGGCCCCGGGGCGAGCACCGGGACUGUUCCAGCCCACCGGGCACCGCGGGGCCAUUCCACUCCACCUCGGGACCAUUCCAGUCCAGCGGGCACCGUGGGCAGCUGUGAGACACAGAGGCAAAGGAGCUGCCACUGGAGCAGCUGCCCCAGCAGGAGACUCUGCCAAGAUGUCCAAGAGGAAGCCAACUCCAGAGGAGGAACCCAAGGAGGAGACAAUUUCAGAUGAGGAAUCUGGGGAGGAGACAACUCCUAGUGAUGAGUCCAAGAAGAAGAUAAAUUCAGAUGAGGAAUCCAGGGACAAACCCAAGGAUGGGGAUGGUCCUGGGGAUGGUCCUGACAAUGGUCCCGACAAUGGUUCUGACAAUGGUCCCAAGGAUGGGGAUAAUCCAGGGAAGAAAAACAAAACCAUUGGAGCUGUCAUUGGAGCCACAGUGGGAGCAGGAGUGGCACUGGUUGGCAUCCCGCUGGGCAUCGCUGCGCUGGGGUUCACCGGGGCCGGCAUCGCCGCUGGCUCCGUCGCUGCCAAGAUGAUGUCGGCAGCUGCCAUCGCCAACGGCGGCGGAGUGGCUGCUGGCAGCACCGUGGCCGUGCUGCAGUCCAUCGGAGCUGCAGGUUUCUCUCUUGGUGCCAAAGUUGGGCUGACUUCUGCCCUGAGCUCAGCUGGUGCAGCAAUCGGUGCCUGGCUGUCCAAAGGGAAGAAACCUCCAAGUGACAAACCUAAAAAAGGAUAAAAACCUGAGUGACAAACCCAAGAAAAAGUAACUCAGGUGACAAACACGAGGAGGAGACAACUGCAGACAAGCAACCCAAGAGAAGCCAAGCAGGUUCCUGAUCCCAAGGCCUUGCCAUGCACAGUUGCAAAUGCUGGAAAACCCCCACAGACCCCUCAGGGCUUUGCCUCCCCUUUUAAAAGCUUUGGAUCCUUGUGGGCAGCGAUUUCCCUGAAGCCAAUAAAUGUGCUUUGUGGAACCAGA